Molecule: messenger RNA, 1954 nt
Organism: Hevea brasiliensis (rubber tree)
Lineage: Eukaryota; Viridiplantae; Streptophyta; Magnoliopsida; Malpighiales; Euphorbiaceae
Product: protein SHI RELATED SEQUENCE 5
Exons: 3
Coding region: 751-1707 (318 amino acids)
Biological process (GO): positive regulation of DNA-templated transcription
Cellular component (GO): nucleus
Molecular function (GO): DNA binding; DNA-binding transcription factor activity
Source: RefSeq, a predicted model, not a curated record
UGUUCUAUGUUGGGAGAUUGCUUGGGGAGUUUAAAGGAAGAUCGAUCUUAAUUACUGGUAAAGGUCAGAAAAAGUACUAAGCGGGUUUUCCGGUGCAAGGACGAACAAGGAAAAGCUGAUGCUUUGCCACGUGUGAUCAAUAAGAACCGUCGGAUAAAGAGAAAGUCGCAGCAGAGAGAGAAGCUGGAAGCAGUGAGUGAGAGUAAUUGAUGAGAGAGAGAGGAAGAAAGUAGGUUUGUCUUAAAUGAGGCGAGUGUAGCAGAGAGUGUAGCAGAGUGUGGGUGCAGUUACCAUGGCGGCGUUGCAGAAGUCUAAUUCCGUGCCAUUAUUGCUUUAAACAACGAAAAAUAAGUGGAGAAAGCUGGCUCUCUCCCAGUCAGGGAAACCCAUCUUCCAUAGUCUCUUACCCUAAACAAAAUUCUUUCAAUUUCAAUUUGAGUUAUUUUUUUUUUCUCUAUUUGCCUCAAAAAGCUGCAAAAGAAACCCAAACAGCAAGAUCAGAUAUUCAGAGAGUCAGAAUCAGAAGAAAGAGAAGGAGAAGAAGAAGAAGAUCAGGUCACAGACUCACAGUAAACACUCACUUAAAGUCUAUCUUAAAAACACAGCCACCGAUUUUCAACUCCCAACAUAAUAACCCAGAAAUCAAAGCCCACUGAUCUUGCAGAUCUCAAUAGCUACUUCUUGGUGCUACGUUUUUGCUAUGGAUUUUUGGUCUGAAUUGGGGUUGGUUUCAGCUUGUGGGUGCAAGAAAUGGCUGGCUGGUUCUAUCUAAGUGGGAGAGAGGGAGCAUCAAAUAAACAAGAAGAAGAGAAAGAUCAACCUAACAACCUGUUUUUAUACAGAUCAAACGAGGAGAUCUACAACAAGGGAUUUGAGAUAUGGCCGCAGUAUUAUCAGCAACAGCAAAACAUGAACAGCUACUCCUCGUUUGGAGUGGGUCCUAGUCGGAGAAGUUUCUCUGAUGAAUCUUCAAGAUCAGGCUUUACGGUGAUGAGGCAAGGUGGAAUAGGAGGAGGAGGAGGAGGAGGAAUGAACUGUCAAGACUGUGGGAACCAAGCGAAAAAAGAUUGUACCCAUUUGCGAUGUAGAACUUGUUGUAAAAGCCGAGGGUUUCAGUGCCAAACCCACGUCAAGAGCACUUGGGUUCCUGCUGCUAAAAGGCGAGAGAGGCAACAACAGCUAACUGCUUUACAACAAGAACAGCAACAGCAGCAACAACUACACAAUCAAGAACAACAACAACAUUUUCGAGGAGAGAAUCCAAAAAGGCAGAGAGAGAAUCAAGGUGGUGCUUCCUCUCUUGCCUGCACUCGUUUAGCCACAACCACCUCAGACAAAUUAGGGUUGGAAGUAGCGCAUUUUCCACCGGAAGUGAAUUCCCCAGCAGUGUUUCGUUGCGUUAGAGUAAGCGCAAUGGAUGAACGGGAUGAGCAGUAUGCAUAUCAAACGGCUGUCAAUAUCGGAGGUCAUGUUUUCAGGGGAAUUCUCUACGAUCAAGGUCCCGAUGGCCGUUACACCAGUGGAGAGAGCUCCCCCGGAGGAGCCCAGCAACUGAAUCUCGUAACAGCAGCCACAACUAGCACCACAGCAACUACGACAAUCGCUAGCAAUCCAGGUGCGGGAGGCUUGCUCGACCCAUCUCUAUAUCCAGCUCCACUCAAUGCUUUUAUAGCUGGUACGCAAUUCUUCCCACCCCCAAGGUCCUAGUUAAAGUAGGUCUCUCUGAGCUCUAGUGUAUUUGCAUUUUUCUUAUCAAACCGUUCAUUUGUCAACAAUUAAUCUAUAAGUGGUGGGUUUUAUAUCUACUGUUUUUGUGGGUUAUUCUUGUAGUUUUUUUUUUCUUUUUAACAUGCACCCAACGAAGUAGAUGAAGAUCGAUCUAGCAUAGGAAUUAUAGAAAUGUGAGUGUUGGAUUUUGUUUCGAAUUUCAAUUCAGAUUUUCAUGGUUUAUAUA